Zingiber officinale is the source of this 1870-nucleotide messenger RNA. Its product is annotated as probable beta-1,3-galactosyltransferase 2. Gene Ontology annotation, molecular function: hexosyltransferase activity. The record is from RefSeq and is a predicted model, not a curated record. Gene Ontology annotation, cellular component: Golgi membrane. NCBI's taxonomy places the organism in Eukaryota, Viridiplantae, Streptophyta, Magnoliopsida, Zingiberales, Zingiberaceae. The transcript is spliced from 11 exons. The coding region runs from base 347 to 1582 and encodes 411 amino acids.
CCCAGGCCCUUUUCCCUCUCCUUCUCCGGUUGUUGGGUCUCCUUUCCUUCCUCCAUAGUCCACCCCCAACAGUGAAAGAGACCACCAAUGGAGCGCAAGAGUCCAAAACCGAAGACACUCCACCUCCAAGAUCCAAUUUUUAUCUUUCCUCUCAAUCUUCCAGGCCUUUGAAUACCAAAUUCUAGCCUCUCUGCUGUUGAAUUUUGCUUCCGGAUGCUGCUCUGCGAUUCUUCUGUUUCAUUAGUGUGGUGAGAAAGGUAGGAUUUUUAUCGGGGAGUUCAGAUGAGGACUGGAGAUUGGAGGGUCUUUGUGGCGGCGCGAUAAGAGGCGGAGGAGAAGGGGGAGAAUGGCUACGAGCUUCAAGAGAGGAAGCGGUGCCGGCGGCGGCGAGGUGUCGGCCAGGGGAAUGGUUUCGAAAAAGCGGACCUUUUUGCUUUGCCUUGGAAGCUUCUGUGUAGGUCUUCUCUUCACCACCAGUUGGACUAUGCCUGAAGCCAAGGGCGUCAUUAGGACAACAACAGCAUCAGAUGGCAAUAAGCUCAAUCUCGUGUCCAGUGAUUGUGUUCCGAGACCAAAUAAUGCAAAGCAACAGCCUAAAGACAUCCUCAACAAUGUUGAAAAUACCCAGCAAGUAAUCCAGACUCUAGAUAAAACCAUAUCAGACUUAGAAAUGGAAUUGUCAGCUGCCAGAGCUGCUCAGGAGUCGAUACUUAAUGGUGCUCCAGUGUCAGAGACUCUCAAGGCAACUGAAUCAGCUGGGAGGAGGAAAUAUCUCAUGGUCAUGGGAAUUAACACUGCAUUUAGCAGUCGUCGGAGAAGAGAUUCAGUUCGCGCAACUUGGAUGCCUCAAGGUGAGAAAAGAAAGAAGCUGGAGGAAGAGAAAGGAAUUAUUGUUCGCUUUGUUAUCGGUCACAGUGCUACAUCUGGUGGAAUUUUGGACAAGGCAAUUGAAGCUGAACAUAGAAAGCAUGGUGACUUCAUGAGGCUGGAUCAUGUCGAAGGCUAUCUCGAGUUGUCAGCCAAAACAAAAAUAUAUUUUGCAACUGCCGUCUCUAUGUGGGAUGCAGAUUUCUAUAUCAAAGUAGAUGAUGAUGUCCAUGUAAAUAUUGCAACUCUUGGAGCCACUCUGGCUAAGCAUCGGUUGAAGCCUCGGGUAUAUAUUGGAUGCAUGAAAUCUGGUCUAGUCCUAGCUCAAAAGGGAGUAAGAUAUCAUGAACCUGAGUAUUGGAAGUUUGGGGACGGCGGAAAUAAGUACUUCCGGCAUGCUUCUGGUCAGCUAUAUGCCAUAUCAAAGGACUUAGCUACUUACAUAUCCAUGAAUCAGCAUUUGCUUCACAAGUAUGCAAAUGAGGAUGUUUCACUUGGGUCAUGGUUCAUUGGGCUUGAUGUCGAACACAUUGAUGAUCGGAAACUGUGCUGCGGUACUCCACCUGAUUGCGAAUGGAAAGCCCAGGCAGGCAACAUCUGUGUUGCCUCAUAUGACUGGGCCUGCAGUGGCAUCUGCAACUCAGCUGAAAGGAUCAAAGAGGUUCACCAAAGAUGCGGUGAAGGAGAGAAGACUCUGUGGAACACAGACUUCUGAAAGAAUCAUCCUAUGCAAUAACCUGCUUUGCACCACAAUAUGUGGGGUUGAUGCAGAAUGUGCUAUGUUUAUGAAUUUCCUUUUUUCAGUGAGGGAAUUGAUCGUUGGAGUAAUAAAAUGCAAAAGAUCCCCAAAGCAUUUAGGGAGAAGAGGUAAAUAGAUAUAGAGAGAGGGGAGCGAUAGGGCUCUCCCGUAGUAAUUCUUUGGAAAUGUUUGAUGGUCAUCUUGUAUCUUGUAACUCUUGUUAAGGGCUUCAUAUGCAAUAACUGAUCAUUGUUGUUCCUUGAA